This is a messenger RNA of Durusdinium trenchii, 1279 nucleotides long. Lineage: Eukaryota; Dinophyceae; Suessiales; Symbiodiniaceae. The record is from the annotation of a GenBank genome assembly.
GUUGUGAAAGAAGCUGGGUCUGCGGUGUCACCGGCCUUGAAUGCGCUGGCUAGUAGGUCAGAGCGUCAUGCAGAGUCAGUGUUUCACAGACUUGCAUCGGAGCAAGGGCUUGCUCUGGAUAUUCCGCUGACUGAGCUGACUUUAGACUCCAACACUGUUGUGCCGGUACUUCUUCUUUCAGAUUGGAUCAAGAAACUUUUGAAGACCGGGAACUGGCACACUCUUGCUGGUGUUUCUCACCGGGAUGCAGCAGCAGAAGAGUUGCAGUUGUUCUGGGACCGCUGGAGAGACUUGAGACCCACGCAUCAAAUUUUCGAGUUUGAGAAAUCUCACGGAGUUGUUCUUUCUCGAACCGUCCCCAUGAUGCUUCAUGGGGACGAGGGCGGGGAAAGAAGAGGACAGCAGUGAUGUGCAUCUCGGCCCAUUCCGCUUUAGGAAAAGGCGUUCAGACCCGAAAGAAGCGGAAAUUGGAUCAUCAGCUUACCGAACAACAGCUCAAUUACGCAGGUGCAACGCAUGUGACGAGGUAUUUGAUGGCAACCCUGCCGAAACAAUACUAUGAGGCUGCUGACAGCCAAGUCUUCGAACGAUUGUUGGAAGAGUUGUCGAAGGACAUUGGGCGAUUGUCCCGCGAAGGUUUGCUGUGCGAAGAUACUGGACUUCGAUACUGGAUCAGUCCCCUUUGCAUUAAAGGGGACUGGCCAUUUCUUCACAAAGUCGCUGGAUUGGAGAGAAGCUUCUAUAGUCAACCCAAAAGAGAACGGGCUGCCAGACCUUGCCGAGGGAUUUGCCACUUCUGCCUAGCAGGCAGGGAUGGUAUUCCAUUUGAGGAUUGCUCCCAGGGGGCCGAAUGGCAAUAUACCAUGGGCAUUGAGAAGCCAUGGAGCAAGCGGCCAGUGAUCUUGGACUUUUUGACGCACGACCCAACGUUUGAGGAAAUUUUCUUUAUGUGCGAUCCAUGGCACACAUGGCACCUCGGCGAAGGCAGGAACUUUGCUUGCAACUGCAUCAAGUUACUUUUGGACAUUACACCCGGCAGAAAUGUCGAUGUGAGACUUGCACACUUGUUUACAACGUACAGAGAGUUUUGCCGCAGGGCGCGUGUGCAAUGUUACGCGAACAGAUUCUCUUCAAAUCUAUGUGGGUUGGUAGCUUCAGAUUUCCCCACCGGAUCGUGGACGAAAGGAAACUUUACAACCUCGCUUGUAAAAUGGUUAGCUGACUAUCUGUCUGCGCAGCGCAACAACUUUGUUCGGGGAAGCCUUCUGGACUUAGCAGC